AUGACCAUUCGCGUCUCCUUCUGCCUCAACGCCGGUGCGAAGGCUGGCCAGCCGCUCGCCACCGUCGUCGCGAGAGACUCGGCCACCGAGGCGCUGCUGCAGGCGGCGAGCAACAAGCUGCGGCUCAAGAAGAAGGACGCGGCGGCAGCGAGGCUCUUUGUCUGGUCAAAGGACGGGCGCGGCGGCACCGAGCUGCCACGCCACGGCAGCGCGGCAGCUCUUCUACGCAACGACGACCUGCUCGCCGUCUCUGUCGGUGAGGCCCUCGAGACGCUGUGGACCGAGCAGGCGCGGCACCUCAGUGAGUACUACGCCGCCAACGAGCGGUGGUGGGACGAGGACGGGUACGGAGGCGGCAGCGAUGAGGAGGCGAUGAUUGGCGACGGAGGCUCCGAGGAGGACAUCGAGCACUCGCUCCGGUUGCUCGACGCGCUCAAGGCUCGCAGGCCGGCGCUCGCAUUCGGCUCGGCGCUUGGCACUGAGAUGCCUCACCUUCCUGUAUUCCAGCUGGCCCAGCAGUCCAAGGGGCACGUGCUGCUCCGCCGCUUCGAGCGCGUCUGCCUCGUCGAGCCGUGCGCCCGCUGGCUGAAGCAGAGCCGCCGCUACCUCGGCAACAAGCGCGCGGGCAAGUGCGCCUUUGUGCACGCGCGGCUCGAGGAGCUCGAGGCGCCGUCGGCGCGGCCGGCUGCUGCUGCGGCGGCGGCGCAACUCUUCGACCUCGUGUGGGUCCAGUGGACGCUGCAGUAUCUCGUCGACGCACACGUGGUCGCGGCCCUCCGCUCCCUCGCCUCGCGCCUCUCGGCCGGCGGUCCGCACGGGCGGUACGACGUGACGCGGCCGGACGAGCACCACGAGUGGCUGUUCGCCUGCGCGGGGCUCGAGGUGGAGCACGCGGAGAGCGGCUGCGUGGGCGGCGAGGUGACGGCGUGGGUGCUGGUGAGGAGGGCGGGAGGCGGCGCGGGCCGCACGCCAAACGAGUGGCGGAGGCCGCACCGGGCGGGCGACGGCGAGGAGGCGGCGGCGGAGGAGGAGCGUGUACGGCGUGUGGUGUGA
Molecule: messenger RNA, 1053 nt
Organism: Emiliania huxleyi CCMP1516
Lineage: Eukaryota; Haptophyta; Isochrysidales; Noelaerhabdaceae
Exons: 4
Coding region: 1-1053 (350 amino acids)
Biological process (GO): N-terminal protein amino acid methylation
Cellular component (GO): cytoplasm
Molecular function (GO): methyltransferase activity
Source: RefSeq, a predicted model, not a curated record